This is a messenger RNA of Aspergillus eucalypticola CBS 122712, 1719 nucleotides long. RefSeq lists its product as uncharacterized. The record is from RefSeq and is a predicted model, not a curated record. NCBI's taxonomy places the organism in Eukaryota, Fungi, Ascomycota, Eurotiomycetes, Eurotiales, Aspergillaceae. Bases 1 to 1719 code for a protein of 572 amino acids. The transcript is spliced from 2 exons.
AUGGUGACCGGGAUCGAAACUGCCAGUCUCGUGUUGGCAAUUCUGCCACUGCUGUUAAACCAGCUCGACAAUUAUGUCCUAGCAUUCCAGAGAAUGACACACCUCAGAUCGAAAAUCUAUUGGCGAGAAAUGGAUGACUAUCGUACCAUUCUGGAGACUCAAAAGGUUAUAUUUCUCAAUACAUUGCAGAUUGCUGUGGAUGGAACCAUUGAGUAUGAAUAUGGAGAUUGGAUGAGCGGCUCCCCCGAAUUCUGGGAAAAUCGAGAGGUACAGCAGAAGCUUAGGCAAAAGCUUGGAGAUAGUUAUGAGUCAUUUACGAGAACAUUAAAACGUCUGUCAGACUUGCUACAAAACCUGUUCGAGAAACUGGGGGGUAAUGCUGAAAGAUCCUUUGUAAAACAGCUCAUGAAACUUCGUCAUUUCGCCCUACAGAGCGUUUACAAGAACCUAUUCGAGCAGAUCAAGUCUUUUAACAGCGAUCUAAAGACCUUGGUGGAGCAGUCCAAGCAAAUUCAGGAGAUGGACGCAAGAAGGGCCCUACCCAAUGGAUCGCUGGGGCGACACCGAAUAGGCCGUCAAUUAGCAAGUAGCCUGCAUAAUGCGAUCAUCAAUGGAGAUUAUUGGCGGUGUCUUUGCAGAGAUCAGCACAGCAUUUGCUUUACCUUUGACUGCUCGACAUCCCCAUGGUCUCGUGACUCGUCGAGCCAAAGUUCCCCCAACCCCAAGUUUCGAUUGGCGAUUGGGUUGAAGAUAGGGUUCAUGGCUCUGGAAGCCCCGGGCCGCUGGCGCGAUAUCGAGGCUGAACCAGACAUGCAUAGUCCCUCGCAGAAACCGUUCCAUGAUAGCCAUAUUACGUCAAGCCAACGUGGUUCGGUCAUCAAUAGAAGCAUACCGAAUAUUAACUUUGCCCAAGGAUCUUCAAGUACCGUACAAGGAACCAUCAUUGAGAUCCAAAAUCUAUCCGCCGCACACCAGAUCGUUGAUAUAUGCACUUCACUGUCGGCCAACGAUAUCAAUGAGGGGAAACGGAAGCUUCUCGGGUAUGUGACCGAUAAAAAGCACAAACAUAAAAUAUACCAUUUGGGAAGCAAUGCAGAGAGCGUACAAAACAUACAGUUACAAACUCUCGAAGAGCUAAUUGCAAUAUCAUCCACCUCGCCUCGGUAUUAUACUGGCGCCCGAUACAUCCUGGAUUUUGGAAUGCAUUUACAGCUCGCGGUGAAUCUUGCAUGCACUGUUUUCCAAUUUGAGGGGAAUUGGCUACCAAGACAGUGGCGAGUCAGGGACAUCAAAAUCCCCACAGAUCCGCAUGCGAUACACUUAUCCUUUGUCGAAUGGAACCUGAAUAGCAAUGUCAGACAGCUGCAGCAAAGCCAGGAACCGGCAGGCGGACCUUUCAUCUACUUGGGGAUCGCGCUGGUGGAGCUUUCUUUGUGUCAAAAUCUAGUGGAGUUGCAGACCGAAGAAGAUCAUGAUCAAGUGCAGAUCCUGGCUAGUCGCAACACGGCACUCCGUCUCCUACCACAGGUAGAGGUGCGAAGCGGAUAUAGAUAUCGCCAAGUGGUAGAUCGAUGUCUGAAUUGGCCGAACUGUACUCUUGACAACGUUGACAUAUCCAAGGCGUAUCAGUCGAUCAUUGCGCCAUUAAUGGAUCACUUGACGAUUUUCGGAGGGGAAGCGUCUAGACUAGGGAAGUUACAGAAACGAACAAACACCUGA